CGCAGGCCCUGACACACUUUCUCCCACCACCAUGGAGUUCAACCUGGCUGCAGCCCUGGACUCCACUUCCAAGACACCCCAGGGGACAAGCCAGGGGGUAGGGCCCAAACACAGUCUCCCCAAAGUCCAGGGCAAAACAGAGGGAGAUGCAGCUGCUAAAACCAAGCUCGGCCACAGCAGCUCCUCCGACUCCAGCGGCAGUUCCAGCAGCUCCGACUCCGAAAGCAAGCCCCAUGCAGCAGGCUCGGGGUCGCAGGGAGGCACCAAGGUCAAGAAGCCCAAGAAGCCCAAGAAGGCCAAAGUGAAGAAACAGCAGGGGAAGGAGGCGAAGAAGGCCCCGCACUGACGGGCCUGGGUGGCUGCUCAUUAAACAUCCCUCCCGGA
Messenger RNA from Echinops telfairi (small Madagascar hedgehog), 384 nucleotides. RefSeq names its product chromosome unknown C19orf33 homolog (gene CUNH19orf33). The coding region runs from base 32 to 346 and encodes 104 amino acids. The record is from RefSeq and is a predicted model, not a curated record. Gene Ontology annotation, cellular component: nucleus. Lineage: Eukaryota; Metazoa; Chordata; Mammalia; Afrosoricida; Tenrecidae. The transcript is spliced from 4 exons.